Tetranychus urticae (two-spotted spider mite) is the source of this 811-nucleotide messenger RNA. Lineage: Eukaryota; Metazoa; Arthropoda; Arachnida; Trombidiformes; Tetranychidae. The record is from RefSeq and is a predicted model, not a curated record.
CUUGUCUUUAGCUUUGAUGAGUCAAAGUGUUGACUUGAGGCUUACUCAGUCAGCUGUUUUUGACUUUAGCUUGUAACUUUUUGUUUACGGGAAACGUAAUUAUGGCUCGUUACUUUAAAGAACAAGAUAUUGACGAAUUUCGUGACUGCUUCUACCUUAACACUCAUAACAAUGGAAUGAUUGUCAACAUUGAUGAGCUUGCUUUGAUCAUGAGAUCUCUUGGAAUGAGUCCAACUAUUCCUGAGAUGCGAGUUUAUUUGAAAGAAAAGGGGGGUAAAUUGUCUUUUGCUGAUUUUCUUGAUGUAAUGCAUACUCAUUCAAAAAAGGAAAAAGUGCCGGAAGAAAUAUUGGAAGCAUUUCAAGGAUGGGAUCUCAAUAGAACAGGUCAGAUUCAUGUUCGUGAUUUGAAACACAUCCUCUGUCAAUGGGGUGAAAAACUCGGAACCCGUGAGGUCGACCACAUUCUUAGAGAAGCCAAUACAAUGGGACCUUAUGUUAAAUAUCAAGAUUUGGUUGGUGUACUCUCAGCCCCUGUCCCUGAUUAUUGAUACAAACCAUUUAUACUUUGUGAAAAUUACAAUUUGGAAAAGUUGAAUUGAUAAAUUAACAAGUGAACUGCUGAUAACAAAAAUAGCUUUUAAAAUAUUAAUACAUAAUUUGAAUGCUUUAAAACCUAAAGACAUGUAUUUAAGAUAUGUUUAGGUUGGCUAGUUUAGACAAUAUUUAUUUAACGCAAUCACAUUAAUGACUACAAACUUCUUUGGCAUAUAUUAUUCGUAUUAUAUUAUAAAAUAAUAUCCAUUUAUAUUUA